AUGGCAAACAUCUCAGUCUCUCUUUUCAUUUUCUCCAUCCUUCUAGUUAUUUCCACUGCGACGGCCGCCACGUUCCAGAUCCUGAACCAAUGUGGUUACACCGUUUGGGCAGCAGCCAGCCCCGGAGGUGGCCGGCGUCUAGACUCCGGUCAGUCGUGGACACUAAAUGUCGCCGCUGGCACAAAGAUGGCACGUAUUUGGGGUCGGACCAACUGUAACUUUGACUCUUCGGGCCGUGGCCGAUGUGAAACCGGUGAUUGCACUGGUGGACUUCAAUGCACCGGUUGGGGCCAGCCACCGAACACGCUGGCCGAGUACGCCUUGAACCAAUUCAACAACUUAGACUUCUACGACAUCUCACUUGUCGAUGGAUUUAAUAUCCCUAUGGAGUUUAGCGCAACCGGCUCGAACUGCAAGCGGAUACUAUGCACCGCAGACAUAAACGGACAGUGCCCGAACCAGUUGAGAGCGCCGGGAGGUUGCAACAACCCGUGCACGGUGUUCAAGACGAACCAGUAUUGUUGUACGAACGGACAGGGAUCAUGUGGCCCCACUGAUUUCUCAAGAUUCUUCAAACAGAGGUGUCCCGACGCCUACAGCUAUCCACAGGACGACCCGACCAGCACUUUCACUUGCACUAACACUAACUACAGGGUGGUGUUUUGUCCAAGGGCCUAG
Molecule: messenger RNA, 678 nt
Organism: Microthlaspi erraticum
Lineage: Eukaryota; Viridiplantae; Streptophyta; Magnoliopsida; Brassicales; Brassicaceae
Source: the annotation of a GenBank genome assembly